Messenger RNA from Cutaneotrichosporon oleaginosum, 1869 nucleotides. The record is from RefSeq and is a predicted model, not a curated record. Lineage: Eukaryota; Fungi; Basidiomycota; Tremellomycetes; Trichosporonales; Trichosporonaceae.
AUGCCCUUGACAGCUCACUGGCAGCAGCAAUUGAUGCGGGCUGAGACAUCGCGCGUCGCGUCUUCACCCCACCACCGCGCGCGCUCGGCGGCCAUGGCCUCGCGCAUGACCCACAAGCCCGCGGCGGUCGCCAUCCUCAACCCAAAUGACAACAACAGACCCGCGUCUGCGCAAGGGGGUGGCUCGCCAGCUCCAGGCACACCCAAUGGGCACAGAAAGAAUGUUCUCUCUGUCACAUCCAACGCGCCAUCCGCGGCGCCCUCGCCGCCCGUCAAUGGCGGCGGCAAGGACUCGGAGACAACGGCCGACCCAAUGAACCCCGCGCAGCCCCCCGCGCCCGCGUCUAAACCAGACGACGCGCCGUAUGAGCCGUGGACAGGCUUGGACCUCGGCGGCAUCCACCUCAAGACGCUGUCGCCUUCCUUGUUCACGUUCACCCACAUCACAUCGCUGUACAUCAACCACAACAACCUCAAAGUGCUCCCUCCCGUCAUCUCCAACCUCCGCCAGUUGACAUUGCUCGACGCAACCAGCAACGAACUAGUGGCGCUCCCUCCCGAGAUUGGCAUGCUGUCCAAGCUCAAGGAGCUGCUGCUCUUCGACAACCAGCUCACGUCGUUGCCAUCCGAGAUCGGCGGCCUCUAUCAGCUCGAGGUCCUCGGCAUCGAGGGCAACCCGAUGGACGACUUUGUGCGCAAAAUGUUGGCCGAGAACGGCGCGCCAGCGUUGAUCGCGCACUUCCGUGACAUGCACCAGAGCGACCCUCCCCCCGAGCGCGCCUGGAUCGAGGUCGACCCCGAUCUCGAGGUGGACACUGGCGACACCGAGUCGUUUACGACGCUGUCGUACAACAUUUUGUGUCCGUCGUUCGCACCGAGCUCGUCAUACGGGUACACGCCAGCAUGGGCGCUCGAGUGGACGUACCGCCGGGAAACGCUUCUCGAGGAGCUCAUCAACGCGUCGGCCGACGUCGUCUGCUUGCAAGAGAUCGACUCUGAGCAGUAUGCCGAGUUCUUCCACCCCAAGCUCAAGGAGCGAGGCUACGACGGCGCGCACUACCCACGCUCACGUGCGCGCACCAUGUCACCCGACGACGCCAAGCUCAUUGACGGUUGUGCAACGUUCUGGAAGCGGGAAAAGUUCCAGCUUAUCGAGACCCAAGUCAUCGAGUUCAACCAGAUGGCGCUGCACAAUGCCGACAUGCGCACCGAGGACAUGUUCAACCGCGUCAUGUCGCGAGACAACAUUGCCACGGCGGCGCUGCUCGAGUUUGUCAAGACGGGCGCACGCCUGGUGGUGGCCAACGCGCACAUUUUCUGGGACCACAGAUUCCGCGACGUCAAGCUUGUCCAGAUCGGCAUGAUGAUGGAGCGCCUCGGCGAGAUUGUAGAGUCGUUCGGCACGUUCCCCGCCAAGCCGACGGUGGACGGUGCACCUCCCGUGCCAAAGUACGACAAGCAGGCACGUGGGCGCGACAUACCGCUCGUGCUGUGUGUCGACUUGAACUCGCUCGCCAACUCGGGCGUGUACGAGUACAUCUCCAAGGGUGAGGUGCCAGGCACGCACGAGGACUUUAUGGAACACAAGUAUGGCGCGUACACGGACAAGGGCCUGAAGCACGACCUGGCGCUGCAGUCGUCGUGCUCUAGCUUUGGCGAGAUGAAGAUGACCAACUACACGCCGACAUUCGACGAGGCCAUCGACUAUGUCACGAGCGUGCUCGGCGACGUCGACCGCAAGUACCUGAGCAAGGUGGUUGGCUUCCCGAACGCGUAUUUCCCGUCAGACCACAUCCCCGUCUUUGCCCAGUUCCGGACCAAGGGCGACAAGGACAAGAAGCCGAAGACGCCGUCGUACAUGCUCCAGUAG